Gossypium raimondii (Peruvian cotton) is the source of this 2618-nucleotide messenger RNA. RefSeq lists its product as uncharacterized. Lineage: Eukaryota; Viridiplantae; Streptophyta; Magnoliopsida; Malvales; Malvaceae. The record is from RefSeq and is a predicted model, not a curated record. The coding region runs from base 227 to 1507 and encodes 426 amino acids. The transcript is spliced from 7 exons.
AAAAAGUUAAAUCAGUAUUUCUUCAUCUUUGUCCCCUCCUCUUGCCUGAGAAAAAUCAAUAGCUUAUGGUUUACGGAAUUUAAUUCAGUGAUGAAAGUCAAAUCGUAACACUGCUGCUUGAUUUUGACCUUGUUCUUUUCUCCAAGUUUUCACUACCUGAUCAUCUCAGUUUUGCAGCUCCAUCUCCACUUUAUACGCUUGAAUUACAGGGAGGAUAUGCAUUUAUAUGUAUAUAUACCAAGGCAUUGAAGCAGGAAUAGGGCUGUGGGGGAGCUUGGGAAAUACGGUUUCCAUGGCGGAUCGUGUUCAAAUAUUUCAAGGGGUUAGGGCUUACGGUGAUGAAGUCAUUCAUGGCUGCUUUUCAAAGGUUGGUGUUGGACGCCUCAAGGGAUUGGUCUCAACAACUACUACCUUCAUAUUCUUCUUCUUCCUCCUUAUUGCUGCUCUGCUUAACCGGAUGGAAAUUCGGGGCACUUCAAUUGGACAGUCGAUUUUUGACUCACGAACUUCUAAAACUUAUCAUGAGAGGAUUGAAUUUCCUCUAAAUUGCUCUAAUUCAGUUAAUUUACCCCAAACAUGCCCGGAGAAUUACCCGUCGGUGUUCCAGCCCCAAGAAUCAUCGGCUAGAACUUGCCCAGAUUACUUCCGGUGGAUCCACCAAGAUUUAAAGCAAUGGAAGAGUUCGGGGAUUACAGAAGACAUGAUCGAAAGGGGAAAACCCAGUGCGGAUUUCAGGCUCGUCAUUGUCAACGGAAAGGCCUAUGUGGAGAAGUACAACAAGCCAUAUCAAACCAGGGAUGUAUUUACAAUAUGGGGCAUUUUGCAGCUUCUAAGGUUGUACCCUGGAAAGGUACCAGACUUGGACCUUUUGUUCUAUAGUGGAGACAAGACUAUGAUCAUGAAAAGAGACUACAAAGGACUCAAUGCUACAUCACCACCGCCGGCUUUUCAUUACUGUGGAGAGAAAGCAGCACUGGACAUUGUGUUCCCUGAUUGGACCUUCUGGGGAUGGGCGGAGGUGAAUAUAAAGCCAUGGGAGGAGACGUUGAGAGCAAUAAAGAAAGGGAGGGAGAGGAUAAAGUGGGAAAAGAGGGAACCUUAUGCCUACUGGAAGGGUAACCCAUACGUUGCUAAAGAUCGGGUAGAUCUUUUGAAAUGCAACCUUUCAGAUAAAAACGACUGGAAUGUUCGGAUUUAUAAGCAGGAUUGGGGCAAAGAAAGUCAACAAGGGUUCAAGCAUUCGAAAUUGGAAGAUCAAUGUACCCAUAGAUAUAAAAUCUAUAUAGAAGGAGCAACUUGGUCUGUAAGUGAGAAAUACAUACUGGCAUGUGAUAGCAUGACGUUGUUGAUAAAGCCUAAAUACUAUGAUUUCUUCUCGAGAAGUAUGGUGCCGAUGCAGCAUUACUGGCGUAUCCGUCGCAAAAACAAAUGUAGGGAUCUUAAGUUUGCAGUUGAAUGGGGCAAUAAUCACCCUCAUGAGGAAGCAAAUUUAUCGAAGAGACUCUGACAAUGCAAAAUGUGUAUGACUACAUGUUUCAUUUGUUGAACGAAUACUCGAAACUCUUGAAGUUUAAACCAACAAUACCUUCAAAAUCCCACAGGGUCUGUGCCGAAUCCGCAGCAUGCUUGCAGAAAGGUUUAUGGAAGGAUUUUAUGGUGCAGUCAAUGGUGAAGUCUCCUAGUCAUAAAUUUCCAUGUGCAUUGCCUCCCCCAUAUGAACCUCAAGCCAUUCAAGCUUCUCUCGACACAAAAUACAAAAUAACAAGGCAAGUGGAGACGUGGGAGACAGAAUAUUGGAAAAAAACUAAACCAUAAGAAUCAAUUAUUACAGAUACUGAAAUAGCAUUGAGAAACAGAGGAAUUCCGACCUUUAGACUACAAGGGUUUACUUAGGAUGUUAUAGGAUAUGAUGUCAAGUUUUCUGAUGUAGCUUAGAUACAGAGAAACUAAAAACGGGAAAUACCCCACAAAUUAAUAGAGAUUAUUGAAAAAGGAAACGCCUUGAAUGGAGUUUUGAGUUAUAUAGGAAGGAAUUAAAGAGCUCGUGCUUUGAUGAUGUCCAAGGUCAUCUCACUUGGAUCUGUUGCCUGCAACUCAGCUUGAAUCCCAUCCAACUGUCUCUUGAAUUUGUCCUUGGAGCUUGCAUAAAGCAUCUUACUCCUCACCCUUGACCCAUCAGGUGACCUGUACAUAUAUUAUACACCACCACAAAGGAACAAUAUUAUUGUAACAAUCAGUUUGAGUUAUUGGUAAGGGAACAAUGUGUUUGUCUUGGUACCAUGCAAAGAAGAAAAUCUUGCUUUUCUGACAAUUCUCAUCUGUGGUAAAAUCAUAGUCGAAGACAGCAUAGCGGCAUUCAUGUUCGGGCAAGGAGUUGGUGAAAUCUUCGUAAGUUUCUUGGGGACCUCCCAACUUGUCUACGAUCACCUGUUGUGUCUGCUCGUCGAUCUUGUACACGAUGAAACGAUAAUUUCGUUUUGCUUUUAGUUCCAAAAACUUCAGCUUGCAAUCAUCGUUCACAUACAUUCCAGAUGAUGAAUUUGCCUAUUUAUAGCACCACAUAUGUAUUAACACCACUUAAUAAUAAAUAACAUGCAAUGUUAAAACCGUGGUCAUUA